GCAAAACAGUAGUGGAAGAUGGAAGAAACGAAAUAGCAAGAAAUGCACAAACAAUGCAGCAGAUUGUUCCCGACCAUGUCCCAUUUCCUUGUAAUGUAACCGGUAGCAGGUCGCAAGAAGUACCAAAUUCGAUACAUAAAUUAAGGCCGGGCGAUAUCGAUGUCAUUGCAGCAAUGGGUGACUCGCUAACGGCUGGAGCUGGGAUUUUCGCAAAUAACCUAUUUCAAAUACUGGUAGAAAAUAGAGGAGUUACGGCGCUUGGCGGAGGUCAAGGCACAUGGAGACAAUAUGUGACCCUUCCAAAUAUCUUUAAGGUCGAACCAUUCAUCGAUUUUUCUCGGAAUCGUAUUUUUUCUCACGUAAUCGCUAGCUCACAUACGAGGUCUGUUCAAAAAGUAUUGCUAAUUUUGAAUUUCCGCGGGUUACGUAUAUUCGAUUUUCGAUUUUUUUAUGGCG
This is a messenger RNA of Dinoponera quadriceps, 456 nucleotides long. RefSeq names its product phospholipase B1, membrane-associated-like. The annotation marks the transcript as partial. NCBI's taxonomy places the organism in Eukaryota, Metazoa, Arthropoda, Insecta, Hymenoptera, Formicidae. Gene Ontology annotation, biological process: phospholipid metabolic process. The record is from RefSeq and is a predicted model, not a curated record. The transcript is spliced from 2 exons. Gene Ontology annotation, molecular function: glycerophospholipase activity.